UCUCUCUCUCUCUCAUGAUCUAUUUAACAUGCGCCCGCCCUUUUGCUUGUUGCCUGCAUAUAAUUCUGUUCCUCGCUACGCUUGCUUCUCCUUUACUUAUUUAGCCAGGCUACCCUCCAUCAUCACCUCCACGACGCCUGCCUCCAUCCUUUCUCAAGCUACUACAAAAGACCACACACAAGCAAGCAAGCAAGCAGAGUCACAUCACACCACUGGCCUGGCUAGCUCCCCACCUCACCUCGGGCAAUUCUCUCUCGCAUAAACUAUUUCUUGGAUCCUCGAGAGAGGAUCUAGAGCAGCAGCAGUGGGAUCUGCGCGCUCACCAGCUAUCAUGGGCCUCGACGCCGCGGAAAUCUCUGAAUUGGCGGCGCUCCGGCCGAUCCACACGGCCGUGAGCGGCGCCCGGGCCACCCAAGUGCCAGGGGCGGUCGACGAUGACGCUGCCGACACCGGCUGCGUCACACCCAAGGCGAGCGGCGGGCGAUCGGCCGCUGCAGGAGGUGCGGACGACGGCGACGACGCUGCCGCCGACAACGGCUGUGUCACGCCGAGGGCGACUGGCUCCCUGGCCAUGCUGCCCAUCGCGCCACUGCUGCAAGACGACGGCGUCGACGCUGGCUUCGCCACGCCGCUGGCCACGGGUGGGGUAAUUGGGCCGCGAGACGGCUGCGCCGCUGCCGGCGACGAGAACAGCUUCACCACGCCGACGACGGCCGACAGCGCGCUGUUGCCGGCCACGGUGUGCCCGCCGGCGCCGCGGAAGUCGGCUCCGGAGCCGACGAGGAAGCGUGCGCCGCUGCAGCAGCGGCUCUUCUACCCGGUGCCGCACGACCUGGUCACCGUGUUCGUGGCCGUGCCGCAGUGCCCGCCGCCCGCCAAGAAGAUGCGGGCGCACGCCGUGGGGCCAUCCGCGCCGCUAGGCACGUAAGCGGGUCAUCUGCGUCUCUCUGUCUCUCGUUCCAGCAAUUCAGCACCCCGCGCAGGGCACAUGCAUGCGUGCGUGCGUGCGUGCAUUGCCUUGGCCGAAGGAACUCUCCAGAGAAGCGGAAGCGAAGUGGAGCUCUCUUUUCUCUCCUCCGCAUGCAGAAUUGCAGGUCGAGCCUGAACAAUCGAAGGAAUUGUACAUACACCGCCGCGCGCCCGCCUGCGCACGCGCGCUCUAUCAUGGCGCAAAUUAAGCAGCUGAUCGUGGAUGGAAAUGGAAUCAUAAAGUUGGGAAUAAUUAGCUCUGCAUGCCAGAAUUAGUCGCUCGUGAGUGGGGCCGCCAGUUGCUCUGUAUUUCCGCCUCAAUCCCCUCGCGGGGAAUUGUGUAAAACUCUACUGUAAUCUCUUGUAAACUCUACUUCCAUUUCGUCUUUUGUACAAGUACUCUACUUGUUUCGCU
This is a messenger RNA of Triticum urartu, 1384 nucleotides long. NCBI's taxonomy places the organism in Eukaryota, Viridiplantae, Streptophyta, Magnoliopsida, Poales, Poaceae. The record is from RefSeq and is a predicted model, not a curated record.